This is a messenger RNA of Paramisgurnus dabryanus, 2072 nucleotides long. NCBI's taxonomy places the organism in Eukaryota, Metazoa, Chordata, Actinopteri, Cypriniformes, Cobitidae. The record is from RefSeq and is a predicted model, not a curated record.
UGCACAGGAAUAAUUAGUAUACCUUAUAUUAUUUAAGUAUUUGAGAGAUACACGUUUGAUACACAGAAUGUAAGGGAUUUGUUCAAUUAAAUUUCCCCUUUUUUUGUAGAUUUGUAGUAUUUUCCUUUCCAACAUUCUAGGUAUUCACUCUCCAUCCCAGUAGGUGGCGGACAUGCACAAAAAGCUGGUUUGGCAACCGCCAUUAAAUAUAAAAGUAGAAGAACAUUGGACCAAUCAUCAGGCUGAAUCUCACGCAUGCGCAACGGAUCACUCAAACGUCCUGGCGGUAAAAACGAAAAGCGAAUGUCAAUAAAGUAUUAACGUAAUAAAAUCAGCUACUGUACCUCAGUAGUUGAGAAUUUAAUAAGAGUGAAACGCCAAUCAUCAAGAUACCGUCAUGUCUCAUAGCAGCGAUUCAGUGCUGUUCUCCACUCUGGGUAAAGGAGACAGCUUACAUCAAGAAGUUUUAGCAGCAUUCCCUCUGUGUCAGAUGACAGAAGAGGAUUUGAUCCAGAAUCCUUUGCUGUGUAAAUUACUGGCCACUCUGUCCCAGCAUGUAGACCGAACUGGACUCACGCAGCAGCUGAAGAAAGAUCUUGAGAAGGCUGAGCGUGAGGUGCACACCCAGAGGUUGGGUUGGCUUCAUGUGGAGAGCGUUUACAGAGUUCUGCAGGAGAUCCUUCAGGAGAAUCGCUUCACUAGAAACUCCAGCACUCCACCAGAUGAAGAGAAGUUUUACAGCACAUUGGAACAGUGUAUGUUGGUGGGGCAAUGCAGCAGACUUUUGAACAGCAGCACGGAUAUCAUUGAAGUUCAUAGUACAGUUCUGGCACUUUCUGUGGACAGAUUAAGAAGACAAUUGCCUAAUGAACAGGAGAUUUUAAAAAUGAAGCAAAGGUUGCCAUCAGAACUGCUGAGACAUCUGAAGAAGAAAACCAUCAACAUACUGUCGUACUAUCAGCCUGACUGUGAGAAUGAAAGCGAAGGUCUCAGAAAUGUAAAGCUUUCCAAACUUCCUGUGCUGUUGGACAGUGAACAGAAGAAAGCAAAGAGUCUCAGUGAGAAGAACCGAGAGAACAUCACAUUACUACAGCGACAGACUCAUGCUUAUCUCUCUGAGCUGCUGAAAUGUAUGAAGAUCCUGCAGUGUCUCAUCCUGGAUCUCCGACUGAAAGCUCAGAAAGAACUGGAUAGAAAAAAGAUUGAGUACUUUGAAGCCAAAUGUGAGAUUGGUUUGCAGAAGAUAAGGGCAGAGAUGCUCGAAGUUCAACUUGACACCUACACGAGAGACAAGAUCGCUGCUCAUAAAAGAAUUACAGAGAAACUGAAUGCAGAGCUGAAAUCUUCUGAGAUGGAGAAACAGACGGUGGAAUCCAAGCUUGCGUCCUUUGAGAUCUAUGGGAAGGAUUUUGAGACUCUGGCUGAGGAAUACUCACGGCUUCAACAGGAGAUCGCCACCAAAUCCUGGGCACUGAAAGAAUUUACCACAUAAAUGCAGGACGUCACAUUUCUUUAGAUGAUGUUGUUAAUAAGUUUGGUUAGCAUGAUCUGUGAUCUGUAGGCUUUCUUUCGCAUCAGAGCAGCAAUUAAACAAACAAGAUGUUAAAGGUAUUGCGGAGGAUUUUCCUCUUCCGGUUGGAUCAUCAAGACUAUUGGUCCUCCUAGUUGUCAAUCAGGAGUGUUGCGCAAUUGCAUUUUUUAAAAAGUGGAGAAGGCGGUUCUUUUCUAAAAUUCGAGAAAAUCCUCCGCUAUACCUUUAAGUAAUUUUAGUGAUAUUUUUGUGCUCCUUUUUUUUUGCCAACGGUAACGGUCCCAAAUCCAUAUAAGCUACACGUUUCUGCAGCAGCACUUGAUGUUUUGUAACUGAAUUUUUUAGCAAAUGUUUUUGGAGUGAGUAAUUCGCUGACCCAUUCAUAAAAACUAAAGGAAAAAGCCUGAAGGAAUUGAUUAAUUAAAGAGCACCAAUUAUCUGAUUCACAAUUUUACAUUUCCUUUGGUGUGUAAGUGUGUAUUAGUUCAUGUUAAGGAUAUGCAAAUGUACAAACCCCAAAUUAAACGAUGACGCGAGUUAA